ACCUAGCAGUCUAGCACAAGUACUCAAUCAAAGUAUCAUACUAUCAAACAUUCAAACUAAUGUAAAUUCAGUUUAGCAUCACAUUCACUCGAUCAGCAUUUGACCCUCCAAGUCAUGGCCGGAGGUAACCCUCAAAACCCUCCUUCUUCCUCCACCGCCACUUCCCGCCGCAAGUCCCGUCGCAAAUCCUCCGCAAAGAAUCGCCGGUUUUCCAAUUCCAGACCCUCACAAUUCGGGUCACGUUCUGGAGAAAAUAAACCCAGGCCCUCUACAAAACACACUGCAACCCCAACCACCCCUCCAACCCAUAUGCUUAGACCCGUUAACUCGUCCCCUAGACCCGACGAGGCCACGCAUUCUGCGAUGCCCUCGCUCCGUUUCCUUGACCAGCCUCAGCCUCCGCCUCCUGCGAAUGCGAAUGGCGUCCACUUACUCGAACGCAGGACGCUUGUGCUCGCGGAUGGUUCUGCGAGGACUUACUUCGCAUUGCCCCCGGAUUAUCAUGAUUUUUCACCGUUGCCACCGAGGGAAUUUCGUGGUCCGGGGUUAGGGUUUGAUAGAAAUUUCCCGGUGAGUCCAGAUUUACGGCCGGAGUUCCGGGAUGAUCCGUUUUUACAUACCAGGAAUCAUGAUUAUCAGGGCUCAUUAGGCCUAGAAGAGCAGGGGGGUGGACCCGUUACGGGGCCUGGGCAUGAAAAUUCAAUGAAAAGGAAGUUUUGGGAUGACGAAACAGAAGCAAAUGAUUAUAUUGAUAGGAAAAGGCAGCAGCUUCUGCAGCUGGGAAAUUUAGGUGACAAUUCACAAGGAAUGAAUGAGUUGCAUACAGGUAGAGGGUCAGAGGAAAUGAAAGUUGCUGAGGUGAAUACACAACACCUUAAGCACCAUGAGGUUGAUCAAAAAGCCUUAAAGAAGGCAUUUUUGCGUUUUGCCAAGUCAGUGUAUGAAGUUGCAAAACAGAAAAAUCGCUAUCUGGCCAAUGGAAAGCAGGGCCAUCUUCAAUGUGAAGUUUGUGGCAGGGAAUCAAAAAGAUUUCGUGAUAUGCACAGCCUUAUUAUGCAUGCAUACCAUUCAGACAAUGCUGACUCUACAGUUGAUCACUUGGGAUUUCACAAAGCUUUGUGUGUUCUGAUGGGCUGGAACUAUUUGACUGCUCCUGAUAGUUCAAAGUCAUACCAGUUGUUAUCUGCUGGUGAAGCAGCUGCAAACCUAGAUGACUUGAUUAUAUGGCCACCACUGGUGAUAAUUCAUAACACUAUAACAGGAAAACAUGUAGAUGGCCGUGUGGAGGGUUAUGGGAACAAGUUUAUGGAUGAUUACCUUAGAGAUAUCGGGUGUAAAGGUGGGAAAUCAAAAGCAUCAUUCAACAAAGGCGGCUAUCUAGGCAUUACCUUGGUAAAGUUUUCCGGUGACCAAUCUGGUUUGAAGGAGGCUAUGAGAUUGGCAGAGUAUUUCCAAAGAGGCAACCACGGGAGGGGAAAUUGGGCCCUUGUGCAGCGCGUAACUUUAUACAAGGACGAAGAGAACAAUCCCGACCUAGUAAAGGUUGACCCUCAAACAGGGGAGAAAAAGAGGAUCUUCUAUGGGUAUUUGGCUAACAUUUCCGAUUUGGAUAAGAUCGAGGCCGAUACCAAGAAGAGAGUUUCUGUUGAGAGCAAAACUGAACUAUUGUUGUCACAGUAGACCCAUGUUGGGGUAUGUUGUGCUAGGAUGGACAACUAUCACGAUUUCCUUCGUCUCCUCGAUUCUUGGCUAAAUUAUCGACACAUUAUGCCUUGUCAAUACAGUCCUAGUGGAUAUCCAGUACAUAGUAAAUUUCAACUUGCAAAGUUGAUUGGUUGAUAUGUUAAUUGUGCAUGCUGACAUUUUUUUUUUUUGUCUUUGUAGCCCUAGGUUCUCAAGAUUUUCUCCAUUCUUGAAAGCCAAUGGCAAAACAUGUGGUAACAUCUUGUACCUACUACUUGAUGAAUUAUGAAUAGAAGUAUGUAUGAGUUCUUGAUUUA
This is a messenger RNA of Ipomoea triloba (trilobed morning glory), 2000 nucleotides long. RefSeq lists its product as uncharacterized. The transcript is spliced from 3 exons. The record is from RefSeq and is a predicted model, not a curated record. Gene Ontology annotation, biological process: regulatory ncRNA-mediated gene silencing. Bases 115 to 1680 code for a protein of 521 amino acids. Lineage: Eukaryota; Viridiplantae; Streptophyta; Magnoliopsida; Solanales; Convolvulaceae.